Halteromyces radiatus is the source of this 282-nucleotide messenger RNA. RefSeq lists its product as uncharacterized. NCBI's taxonomy places the organism in Eukaryota, Fungi, Mucoromycota, Mucoromycetes, Mucorales, Cunninghamellaceae. The transcript is spliced from 2 exons. Gene Ontology annotation, molecular function: RNA polymerase II cis-regulatory region sequence-specific DNA binding; DNA-binding transcription factor activity, RNA polymerase II-specific. Gene Ontology annotation, biological process: regulation of transcription by RNA polymerase II. The record is from RefSeq and is a predicted model, not a curated record. The annotation marks the transcript as partial.
AAGAACAAUAUCAAUAACAAUGCCAAGAAAACACCAAGAUCUCGUGGUCGUCGUGUAUCCAAUAUUCCAAGUAACGGUGCUCGUAUGUUUAUUUGUAAGGCUGACGGUUGUGGAAAAGUAUUCAAAAGAUCUGAACAUUUGAAACGACAUAUUCGAUCAAUUCAUACAUUAGAAAAACCCUUUGAAUGUCCUUAUCAAAGCUGUAACAAACGAUUUUCUCGAUCAGACAAUCUCAAUCAACACAUUCGUAUACAUCGACAUAGUAAUAGUGGUUCAGCAAAA